AGGUAGUAACCUAUCAGUUAGGAAACUCGCCAACCACGAGACGGGUAGAGUUACACACCAAGGUCAAACCAAACCCAAUUACGUAUUUCCAAUUUUGAAGGAUAAAACCCCGUCCCUAACUUAUAAAUAAAUCAACAAUUCCAAUUACCAAUCAACACGAACGAUGGCGGCAUCCCGCCGCGGCCAGCCCGAGCUGCAGAUCCUCCUUCCCGCGACCCAGAACCCAGCGAUACCCGAACUACCCCCCAUAUCCGCCUUGUUCCUGAUCGACUUCGACGUCAAAGCCGGCUAUACCAUCUCGUGGAAGGCCGCGAAGCCCGGCGUCGAGCUCGAGGGCGUCGUCGAGUACAAGUCCCUGCCCUCGGGCUUGCAUACCGUCUCGGAGGACUUGAUAUACUUCGUGCACGAUGGCUUCGCGGGACUGAGUGCCUUCGUCAAUGCGCCCGUCGAGGACACCGAGGUGAGGAAUGCGAGGAUGCUGGCGGUCGGCGUGUUGGUGCCGUUGAGCUAUGGCCGGCUGGGAAGAGCUUGGAGACAUGCCGAAGGCUUGAAGACAAUGGCGUCGACGUUUGCUACGAGCAAUAAGGACAUUGGCAUAUUGGAGGAGUACUGGCAAAAACACCAAGCCAAGGAGGAGUCGGUUGCGCCGGCCGAAUCUGUCGGAUCUCCAUCUGUUGCUUUCCACCACCUGCCGAAGCAACCUCAGGGCCACGUUAGGAACCGUUCGGCCUCUGAUGGAGCAGCUUUACUCCCGCCUGGCCAUAGGCUUUCCGCAUAUCAUCCGGCCUGGAGCUUAACGAAGCUCUUAGAUACAUUUGGGCCUCUAAUAUUUCCAAUAUACCGUGCCGCUUUGCUGCGCAAGCGCAUUUUAAUAUCGUGCCAUGCACCCAUACAAGAAGCUUGCAAUUUUGUCUACGAUAUAUCUAUUUUGUCUAACAUCCCACAACCGACAUACGACCACCUAUCCCCCGGCUCGCCUCCCCAUCGCUUACGACCCCUCUUCUCCAUCGGCGUCCACGACAUCCCUUUCCUCGUCGAGGACUCCAAACCCAGACGCAAUGAUAACGAGGUCUCGGAGGGCGACCAAGAGGCGGGAACUGGCUGGAUAGCCUGCACGACCGACAGCAUCCUCUCUAAGAAAGACACGCUGUGGGACGUCCUCGUAACCCUCCCGCCUCCUCACUCCUCCAAUGCUAAACGCCGCGUCUGGCCCAAAAUCGAAGGGCCGGGCGGGAUCCCUAUCCGCGCCUCGCAGCGGGACCUGCGACGCUUCCGCUCCCUUAAAGCCGGACUAGCUCGACUUGCCUCACAGUCUAGCUCCAGCGCAUCACCACCCACCACGCCGCUUCAAGAAGCAAGCACGAGCCCGAACGACCCGUUCCUCGACGAGGCCGAGGAGAAACAGGUCGUCGAACCCCUGAGCUGGACCGCCCUCGCCUACAGCGGGUUUAUGUGGUGGGCCUCGGCCGGCGAGAAGGCCCGCACCGACAUGGCCGAGGAGUCGGCCCUCGACGCCGAGCUCCUCGCCGACUUGACCGGCUACCGGUCCCCUUCCUCCUCCUCCGUGCGCAUGGAAGCUCCUCUCCCUCCUCCCCUCCCUCCCCCCAUCCUCCUCUCCGCCUCCGUCGUCUCGCUGCCGCCCGCCGACCCCAACGAGGCGCGCGUCGAACUCGCGCUCAUAGCGUACUUCCACCGGCUCACGACGCAGAUCCUCGGCACGCUGGCCGAAGUUGUCGAGGGCGACGAGGGCGAAGGCGAGCUGGAGGAAAACGACGAUGUGGAGGACGACGCUGCCGCGCUGGUGGACGAUAGGAGGGUUGACGAUGAGAGUGGGGGAUGCGGUGUGCGCGUUAGCAGCGAGGAUAUGGCGCGCAUGGGCCUCGACGUGUGGAGUUCGGCGGACGCGGCGUUUGUGAAGGCCGCUACGGCGGCGUAUUUUGGUCGGAGGGCGUAUGUUGAAGGGAAGGGGGUUGAGGUUUGCGGGGUGAGGGUUUGUUAGUAUGUUAGUGAGGGGGAGGGGGGGGAGGGGGCAAGUAUGCUGUGUUGCGAGGAAGUCGUAGAUAUGAGCAGUGCUCUGUUGUAUAUUAUCGUUAUUAACUACCUAACCUAGGUAAGUACCUAGUCUCGCCGCGGGCUGACAAGAGAGUAGGUGGGCUCAAAUAUCCCGUCGUAAGGAAAGGGGGGAGGGGUGGCUACUUGGUAGCAGCAUGUUAUUUGUUGCGUUGCGUAUAUUAAUUAAUUAUGCGUAUGGUGCUCGUAUUUUCUAAAAGGCGUCAGAGAUGGAAGUGGAUAGGAAUAUAAUACAAAGAACCUACUGAAGCACGAUGGGUUGGUUGCAGCUGAUGUCGUGAUGAACUUGAAAUAGGAGGCUAGUGUUCGUAAGGCUUUAGGGGGUUUACCUCAGGUACAAUUACAAUUGCUAUAGGGGGCUAUUAAGAGUAAGCUGUAUUUAAAGCAUCUAACCUUAGGUAGCCAAUUCCUAGCUUCAAUAUUGCGUGCAAUAAUCCCUCAGUAGCGGCCAUUAACAUGGAAAUACAUAUACAAGCAUGGCUUGGAAGUUGAUUCAUAUGCACGCACAUCUCGAGCAGGCACUUCCCUCCCCCUUAACUACCGCCUAACUACCCCUUAACCAUAUCAUCCACACACAAAAAGAAAGAAAAAGAAACGCACAUUAAACAGCAGCACCAUCUCACUCACGACGCAAAA
Messenger RNA from Daldinia caldariorum, 2706 nucleotides. RefSeq lists its product as uncharacterized. Lineage: Eukaryota; Fungi; Ascomycota; Sordariomycetes; Xylariales; Hypoxylaceae. The coding region runs from base 164 to 1999 and encodes 611 amino acids. Gene Ontology annotation, cellular component: lipid droplet. The record is from RefSeq and is a predicted model, not a curated record. The transcript has 2 exons.